UAUGAGGGAGGAGCUGACCAAAGUUCAAUGGAACAAUACCCUAGCAGGGAAGACAGUGGAACAAAAAUGGCAGGUAUUUCUGUGAAUAAUGCAGAAGGGAAAAUCGGAUGUGUCAGUAUUACAGUUGAACAAAGGGAACUAUGGAGCUAUGAGGGAGGAGCUGACCAAAGUUCAAUGGAACAAUACCCUAGCAGGGAAGACAGUGGAACAAAAAUGGCAGGUAUUUCUGGAAAUAAUGCAGAAGGUGCAGGAUCGGUUCAUUCCAAAGAGGAAGAAAGAUCCUAAGGGGAGUAAGGGGCGGCCGUGGCUGAUGAGGGAAGUAAAGGGCAGUAUAAAAAUAAAAGAGAAGAAGUAUAACAUAGCAAAGAUGAGCGGGAAACCGGAGGACUGGGAAGCUUUUAAAGAGCAACAGAAGAUAACAAAAAAGGCAAUACACCAAGAAGAAUUAAGGUACGAAGGUAAACUAGCCAAGAAUAUAAAGGAGGAUAGUAAAUGCUUCUUUAGGUAUGUGAAUAGCAAAAAAAUAGUUAAGACCAAAAUUGGGCCAUUGCAGACAGAAACGGGUGAAUUUAUUAUGGGGAACAAGGAAAUGGCAGAGGAGUUGAACAAGUACUUUGGAUCAGUCUUCACUAGGGAAGACACAAACAAUCUCCCAGAUAUAAUAGUGGCCAAAGGAACUACGGUAAAGGAUGAACUGAAGGAAAUUUAUAUUAGGCAAGAAACUUUUGAGUCUGAAGGCUGAUAAGUCCCUGGGAUUUGAUGGUCUGUAUCCCAGGGUACUUAAAGAGGUGGCUCUAGAAAUCGUGGACACAUUGGAAAUCAUUUUCCAAUGUUCUAUAGAUUCAGGAACAGUUCCUGCUGAUUGGAGGGUGGCUAAUGUUGUCCCACUUUUCAAGAAAGGAGGGAGAGAGAAAACAGGGAAUUAUAGACCAGUUAGCCUGACAUCAGUGGUGGGAAAGAUGCUGGAGUCAAUUAUAAAAGAAGAAAUUAUGACACAUUUGGGUAGCAGUAGAAAGAUCAGUCCAAGUCAGCAUGGAUUUAUGAAGGGAAGAUCACGCUUGACUAAUCUUCUGGAGUGUUUUGAGGAUGUAACUAUGAAAAUGGACAAGGGAGAGCCAGUGGAUGUAGUGUACCUGGACUUCCAGAAAGCUUUUGAUAAAGUUCCACAUAGGAGAUUGGGGGGCAAAAUUAGGGCACAUUGUAUUGGGGGCAGAGUACUGACAUGGAUUGAAAAUUGGCUGGCUGACAGGAAACAAAGAGUGGUGAUUAACGGUUCCCUUUCGGAAUGGCAGGCUGUGACCAGUGGGGAACUGCAAAGUUCGGUGCUGGGACCACAGCUGUUUACAAUAUACAUUAAUGAUUUAGAUAAAGGGAUUAAAAGAAACAUUAAGCAAUUUGCUGAUGACACAAAGCUGGGUGGCAGUGUGAAAUGUCAGAAGAAUGUUAUGAGAAUGCAGGGUGACUUGGACAGGUUGAGUGAGUGGGCAAAUGUAUGGCAGAUGCAGUUUAAUGUGGAUAAAUGUGAGGUUAUCCACUUUGGUGGCAAGAACAGGAAGGCAGAUUACUAUCUAAAUGGAGUCAAGUUAGGAAAAGGGGAAGUACAACGAGAUCUAGGUGUUCUUGUACAUCAGUCAAUGAAAGCAAGCAUGCAGGUACAGCAGGCAGUGAAGAGAGCUAAUGGCAUGCUGGCUUUUAUAACAAGAGGAAUUGAGUAUAGGAGUAAAGAGAUCCUUCUGCAGCUGCACAGGGCCCUGGUGAGACCCAACCUGGAGUAUUGUGUGCAGUUUUGGUCUCCAAAUUUGAGGAAGGACAUUCUUGCUAUUGAGGGAGUGCAGCGUAGGUUCACAAGGUUAAUUCCCGGAAUGGCGGGACUGUCAUAUGUUGAAAGAUUGGAGCGACUGGGCUUGUAUACACUGGAAUUUAGAAGAAUAAGAGGGGAUCUGAUUGAAACAUAUAAGAUUAUUAAGGGAUUGGACACACUGGAGGCAGGAAGCACGUUCCCGCUGAUGGGUGAGUCCAGAACUAGAGGCCACAGUUUAAUAAGGGGUAGGCCAUUUAGAACAGAGAUGCAGAAAAACUUUUUCACCCAGAGAGUGGUGGAUAUGUGGAAUGCUCUGCCCCAGAAGGCAGUGGAGGCCAAGUCUCUGGAUGCAUUCAAGGGAGAGUUAGAUAGAGCUCUUAGAGAUAGCAGGGUCAAGGGAUAUGGGGAGAGGGCAGGAACGGAGUACUGAUUGUGUAUGAUCAGCCAUGAUCACAGUGAAUGGCGGUGCUGGCUAGAAGGGCCGAAUGGCCUACUCCUGCACCUACUGUCUAUUGUCCUUUGUCUAUUGAUGGAAGGAAUUUUGAGGGGCUGAUCUACCAGCAUUUAGAGUCUAAUUAGGAGGAGUCGGCAUGGCUUUGUGCAUAGGAAGUUGUUCUUGAAGAACCUUAAGGAGUUUUUUUGAAGAAAACCAAAAGCAUUAAUCCGUUUGGAAAGUGGAGCAAGGAGAGUAAUUGGAUUUUAAUACAGGUAAGACUGAGGUGAUGCAUUCUGGGAAGUCAGACAAGUGUAGGACCUGUACUAUGAAUGGCAGGACUCCAGGCAGUGUAAUGGAAUAGAGGAAUGCAUGAGCACAGUACAUAGGUGGAUUGUAACUGCCUUUUCCCCAGGGUAUGGGUAUCGAAAGCUGGCAUAGAGUGAGAGGGGAACAUUUAAAAGGGACCUGAGUGGUGGUGAGUAUAUGGAAUGAGCCGCUAGAGAAAGUGGUUGAGGCGGGUAUAGUAGUUUCUUUUAAGAAGAAUUUGGUUAGGUACAUUGAUAGCAGGUCUUAAAGAAAUAUGGGUUAGCUGCAAGAAAUUGGGACUAGCUGUGUGGUACCAUGAUUGGCAUAGAUAUGGUGGUCUGGAAUGCCUGUAUUAGUGCUUUUUUGCUCUAUGACUGAGAAACAGGCUUCAAUUAUACUGGAGCCCAAGAAGAGCAGUGUGACCUGCAUCAUUGACUAUUGACCAGUAGCACUUGUAUGCAUAGUGAUGAAGUGUUUUGAGUGGUUGGUGAUGAAACAUAUCAACUCCUGCCUGUGAAGGAACUUAGAUCUGCUCCAAUUCGUCUUAUGGAGAAACAGGUCCACAGCAGAUAUCAUCUCAUUGGCUCUUCACUUAACCCUGAAACAUCUGGAUAGCAAAGAUGUAUACAUCAGGAUGCUCUUUAUCAACUACUGCUCAACAUUCAAUACUAUCAUCCCCUCAAAACUUAUCAAUAUCUCCAAGACCUUGUCCUUAAUACCUCCUCAUGCAAUUGGAUCUUAGAAUUCCUCGCUUGCAGACCUCUGUCAGUUUGGAUUGGCAACAACUUCUACAUGAUCUCCAUCAGCACAGGUGCACCACAAGGCUGCAUUCUUAGUCCCCUGACCUACUUGCUUUACACUUAUGAGUGCAUGGCUAAGCACCUCUCCAAUGCCAUAUUCAAGUUUGCUGAUGACACCACUGUUGUAGGUCAACUCAGAGAUGGUGAUGGAUCGGGAUUAUAGGAAGGAAAUUGGAAAUCGGGCUGAGUGGUGCCAAAACGGCACCUUCUUAUACAAUGUCUGCAAGACCAAGGAAUUGAUUAUAGACUUCCAGAGAAGGAAACCAGAGGGCUAUGAACCUGUCUUCAUCAGAGGUGAAGAGGGUUAUCAGCUUUAAAUUCCUCAGUGUUAUUAUUUCGGAGGACCUGUCCUGGGCCCAGCGCAUAAGUGCAAUUAUGAAGAAAGCAUGACAGUGCCUCUACUUCCUUAUGUGUUUGUAGAAAUUUGGCAUGAUAUCUAAAACCUUGACAAGCUUCUGUUAAUGUUUAGUGGAGAGUAUAUUGACUGGCUGCGUCACAGCCUGGUAUGGAAUGCCCUUGAAUGGAAAAUCCUACAAAUCACGGAUAAAGCCUUCCCAACCAUUGAGCACACCUACAUGAAAUGCUGUUGCAGGAAAGCACCCUCCAUCAUCAGGGACCCCCCGCUCCCCCCACCACCACCACAGGACACACUCUUUUUUCACUGCUUCCAUCAGGAAGAAAGUACAGGAGCCUCAGGAUUCACACCACCGGGUUCAGGAGCAGUUGCUACCCUUCAACCAUCAGGCUCUUGAACCAAAGGGGAUAACUUCACUCAACUUCACUUGCCCCAUCAAUGAGGUGUUCCUACAACCAGGAACUCU
Messenger RNA from Hypanus sabinus (Atlantic stingray), 4164 nucleotides. RefSeq lists its product as uncharacterized. Bases 960 to 2231 code for a protein of 423 amino acids. The record is from RefSeq and is a predicted model, not a curated record. The transcript is spliced from 2 exons. NCBI's taxonomy places the organism in Eukaryota, Metazoa, Chordata, Chondrichthyes, Myliobatiformes, Dasyatidae.